GCGGUUGGCUUACAGAAACACAAGCAUUCUUCAUUGUGCUGAACAUCAGCCGGGACGGGGGGGGGGGGGGGAGAAGAGGCGUCAGAAACAAGGAAGGAUACCCCGGGGUCGAGGGGCCGAACCGAAAACAAGAUGUGAACCCGCCCCAGAAGAUGGUGCAGCACUGAAAGGGGAGCCCCCGUUCCUCCUCCAGGGAAAGAACCAUCUUCUCCUGGGGAUUUAUCCCAAGGAGAGCCAUUGAAUUGAAUUACUGGCCGGCAGGUGCCAAGAUGAAGCCCUGGGAGCAGGCCCCGAGAUGCAGCCAUGGCCUCUAAAAGAGUCCGUUCUUCGCUCAGACCUGGACUGAAGGUGCUUCUAGAGUCUGCUGGAACCAUGGCCAGUCAUCAGUCUCGCUAGGGGGACCCCAAAUAAGGAAGAAGGUGCCCUAGGAGAAGAACACUUGGACUGAAUGGCACUCAGAUGAUUCUCUGUUGGGCCCAAGUUCUGGAGAGGGGUGAUACAGGCGGCGAUUUCUUUUCUUUUUAAAAAAGCAAUAAGCCCGGUUUCCAUAAGGAUUCCAGCACCAGGUACCACCAUCACCACUCCCAAAAGGAAUGGCUCUGAUUCAAAAGCUGGGGUUGGUCCACUCUUGUUUCUUCUGCAACCCUGGGUGGAUGUGACUCUUAAAAAAAGAAGGAAAGAAAGGGAAACAUCUGAUGUAUCCUCAUGACAACCUGUGAGGAUGCGUCCAGUCCAAAAGUCCUUGUGUGUGCUGAUGGUGCUGACGGCAUCCCUGGCUUUUCUCUACCUUCACGUGUGGUCACCAAAGCCCUCCAAUACAGUGGACCUGCGAUAUCGGUCUGACCGAAUGCCCGAGCAACUGCUGAAUGACCACCUCUUGGUGUCUGACAAGAAAUAUGCGCACGUUGCUUUCCAGAUCAAGGAAGAGAUCCUGGAACUCCUUCCUAAGAAUUCCUGCAAAUGUGUGGUGGAACCUAGUAUGAACCUCCCCUUCCAGAAGCAGCUCUUCGGCAGUGUCUAUUCUCGGGAAUUUGCAAGCGCCUUCAAGCCUUCCGAACUGCCAGAUAUCAACAUCAAGCGAGAACAGGAGUACCGCAGUUAUCGGCAGAGGUCCCAGUCCCCAGCUGACCAGCUCUUCAUAGUCCGAGCCAACUCGCCGCUGGAAUAUCCGGCCCAGGGGGUGGAAGUUCGGCCCUUGCAGACUAUUCUCAUCCCAGGCCUGAGCUUACAGGCAGCUGAAAGGACACUGUACCGGGUCAACCUGACCGCUACAAUGGGCACCUUUGAUGUGGUUGCAGAAGUAGAAGGUGUCAAGGUGGAAGGGGAGGGAGGAAUGCACCUCACCCUGUCAGGAUCCCAGCUGGACAACCUCAACCGGCAAAUGCAGUUUGUCACCUACACCAACACGCUCUUCCAUCCCAACACCGCUGAUACAGUGCAGUUUUCUACUGAUGAGCAUCAUGCAUCUUUCAUCAUUCGCAUACGCCAUGCGCCCACCCCCAGGCUCUACAACCCAGGAUCCCCCAGCGGAGGGGCCAGUGGAGCAGAAUAUGACAUCAGUGCCCUGGUCACCAUAGCAACCAAGACCUUCUUGCGCUAUGACAAGCUGCGAGAGUUGAUCAACAGCAUCCGCAAGUUUUACCCUACAGUGACCAUCAUCAUUGCUGACGACAGUCUGACCACUGAACAUGUGCAGGGACCCCACAUUGAACAGUACUUCAUGCCCUUUGGCAAGGGCUGGUUUGCCGGCAGGAACCUGGCCAUCUCCCAGGUGACCACUAAAUAUGUCCUGUGGGUGGAUGACGAUUUCAUCUUCACACCCCGCACCAAAGUGGAGAAGCUGGUAGAUGUCCUUGAGAAGACUAGUUUGGACCUGGUGGGCGGAGCAGUGCGGGAGAUCAGCGGCUACACCACCACGUACCGUCAGCAGAUCAGCGUGCAGCCUGGUGGCGAGGACGGAGAUUGCCUGCGAACCCGCCAGGGCUACCACCACAUCAUCGAAGGCUUCCCGGACUGUGUGGUGACUGAUGGUGUGAUCAAUUUCUUCUUGGCGCGUACAGAGAAGGUGCUGCAGGUUGGCUUUGACCCUCGUCUCAGCCGUGUUGCCCACCUCGAAUUCUUCAUCGACGGCCUGGGUAUUCUGCACGUGGGCUCCUGCUCCAAUGUAGUAGUGGACCACGCCUCCAAGAUCAAGCUGCCCUGGCUAAAGACGGAGAGCGAGAAGCAGUAUGCCAAAUUCCGCUAUCCCAACUCCAGUGACAGCCUGAUCCUCAAGCAAAGCCUCUUCUACUUCAAGAACCGUUUCAAAUGCAUGACGGGCAACUAAUCUUCGUCGCUAGGGGCACUUAGCCCUGCCCCUGACCACUGGCUAAAUCCUUGGGCAAUCCGGCCUAGCAAUCUCAGGCAGCCUGCUCUGGCAACUGGCCACAGCCCUGGGCCAAUGGUCUUGCCUGUCAACUAGCCAAACCCCGCAGGCCUCAAGGAGGCUUCAGCAUCCUCAGGCCUGAAGAGUGAUUUGAGAAAUGGGACAACUGCUCCUACUUUUUUUUUCUUUAAAAAAAAGUAUUUUCUAGCAGGCUGGAGAGGCUUUACUAUUGCUUGUUUUGCGAUGGAGAUGCUGACGCAUUGGUUUUACUCCUUUUGCAUACAAAUUGGAGAAUCCUAGAUGGGGAAUGAUACUGGUGAACUUCACCGUGAAGCCCUGGGAGUUGAGUGUUUGUUUUUCUUCUUUCCUAGUUGGGAGUAAUCUUGUUUCUCAAUCAUUUCUGGGCUCCCUCAGCUUCCGCCACCCCACCCCACCACCCCACACACAUGUACCCUAUCAAAAACCUGCCAACAAUAUCCCAGCGUCCUCUGCUUCCAUUUAAUCUGAAUGAGGGGAACGUGAUCAGAAAGAGACAAUGCCUGAACUGUGGAGCUUCCUCUAGUGCCACAACGUUUUGUGCCAAGUCUUUGCAUGAGUGCGCCUCCCUUUUGCCAGAGUCUUCCCACCACCCACCCUCCAACUGGUGCCAUCCUGGAAGAUUUUGAAGUGCCAAAUAGUACAGUGAUGGAAAACUACCACGAGGGACAAGCCUUGAGGUCUGCCCUGCAAUGAAGUGACAGGAAGGCAGGGCAGGGCACAGUCCAACCACAAGGCAGUUCCAGGUUUGCCCUCUCCCCUGCAGCCAAAGCGGCCUGCGUGUUCACGGAGUGUGGCGGAGGUCAGGCCAGUUUCUUUUGUAAAUUGGCGGAUUUUUUUAUAUGCAGAAGCAGAAAGACUGUCCACCACAGACUGCAAUAUGGGUGGUUUUUUUUUUAAAUUUUAUUUAAACCAGAUCCAUUUGCCAGGGCUUUCCCCAUAUCCUCAAACUCUCCUUCCUUUGCCUUCUUGAUCCUAAUCCUGCAACGUUCUGCAUUUGCUGCUUUUCAUACAGCUGCUGUUUGUUAAAGGGAAUAAAUAUUUGUACACCGGG
This is a messenger RNA of Elgaria multicarinata webbii, 3455 nucleotides long. It is a transcript of the gene B4GALNT1, whose product is annotated as beta-1,4-N-acetyl-galactosaminyltransferase 1. The coding region runs from base 722 to 2326 and encodes 534 amino acids. The record is from RefSeq and is a predicted model, not a curated record. The transcript is spliced from 12 exons. Gene Ontology annotation, molecular function: acetylgalactosaminyltransferase activity. Gene Ontology annotation, biological process: ganglioside biosynthetic process. Gene Ontology annotation, cellular component: Golgi membrane. NCBI's taxonomy places the organism in Eukaryota, Metazoa, Chordata, Lepidosauria, Squamata, Anguidae.